GUUUACCAUAAGUUUAGUCUCCGUUUUGAUACGAAUUGUAAGUUUUAGUGAAAAUAUGGUUCAUAAUAAUGGAUAUAUUGGACAACGAUAUAGAAGUGGACAAUAAUAACGAAGCGAUGGAAGCAAUAAAUGGUGAUAAAAGACACCGAAGAAGUCAGAGAUCCGCUGAAUACAAGUCUUGGGAUCUAUACGUCUACACCAUUGCUAUGUUUGUCAAUCACUUCGCUGUUGGUGUUAACUCUGGCAUCGGUGGCCCAGCGCUCGUGGACUUAAGAUAUAUGUUAAACACGACAAUAAAUUUGAUAUCAAUUAGUCUUGUCAUCAAUAAUAUUGGAUAUCUAUCCGGCUCUCUGUUCGGACUUCUAUACAAAUACAUUAAUAGACAGUUAACUAUAGUCGUAAUAAUGGCAGCCAUGGCCGCGUCGAUAACGCUGAUACCCGACUGUCCCAACCUAUGGAUUCUGUAUUUAUUUCAAUACGCAAUCGGUUUGGGCGCCGGUAUCUGGGAUACGGCUAACAACGUGUGGCUGAUCGAGAUGUGGCCCCAGAAUAGCUCACCGGUGCUCCAGUUCUCGCAGUUCAUGUACGGCUUGGGCUCCGUAUUUGGUCCCAUAAUCGUGAAGCCAUACCUCACCGGUGAGACCAAUCACACGCUGGCCAUCCAAUUGAGUGAUUUUGGUGAUAUCACAAGCACUCCAUCAGCACCUGUAGAUAGACGUGCGCUCCUGAGGACUCCGUACCUCAUCAGUGGAAUCCUUCAAGGAUUCAUACCGGUUGUGUUCCUAAUCAUGUAUUUCGUGAAACAAUACAAAAGUCGCGAUCAAAGACUGAAACGCAAGGACUCGUCUGAAAGUCUGUUAAGCGAUCAUUUGGACGAUAGAGACGACGGUGCCGUCCGUUCUUCUCAAAUAGAGGACAACUGCUUGGAGAGCACAUACAGCCCGAUAACGUCCAAGAAAUAGCAUGUGUUUUC
This is a messenger RNA of Oppiella nova, 973 nucleotides long. The record is from the annotation of a GenBank genome assembly. Lineage: Eukaryota; Metazoa; Arthropoda; Arachnida; Sarcoptiformes; Oppiidae.